UAGCGAAACCUGGCAGCGUCAAAGUGCAUGCAAGAGAUCGCGGUUUCUGGUUUCAUCAAGCUGAUCGAGCACGCCAUGAGCACCAUGGACGGGCCGCUGCAGAUGCCUCACAAGUGGAAGGACAUGGUGUACUACACGACCCUUGGUUCAGUCGCCGCCGCCGCCGCCGCCGCCGCAGCCGCCGCCGCAGCCGCAGCAGCAGCAGCAGCAGCAGCGGAAACAGCACUAUUGGUCGACAACACCUCUGCUUGUAUAGACAUUCCAGCCCCGAACGAAUUCGCUGCCAUGCCUGAAUCAGAGGCAAGAGGGCACACGUUGACGACACGUUCACCACGAGACAAGGUGCUGCUCCGCCUCCAAAAAUGCACACAAAUAGCGGACUUCCUCUCGCUCCCACAUGCGCUGUUGCCGUUUGAAAUGUAUCGCAGGCACCUCCGAGGCGAAGACCUUCAUGGAGAAACCGUCGACCGUCUUGACCAAGUUCAAGAGCUAUAAGGCCGAGUCCACGAAAGUGUGGCUUUGGCUUGACACUUAAGUUUUGCGGGCAAGUCGGAUUCUCAGCGCAGCGUAUUUCAAUCUCUCGUGGCGUCGCACACUCCGAAAACCGGGAGACGAAAGCAAUGCAACCCUAAUUUCGUGUGUGGAAAACAAAAUCGACGGUGCUUGACGUGAGGAUCUUCGUAAAAUCACGAGGGUUCUACAUGCCUGUGUUGGUCAAGCAUGUGUUUCCGUGCGUGUGUUUGUCGUUAAGUAGUCUACAAAAAACGGGAGGAUGAAGACACACACACACUUUCAUCGGUCAGCCGG
Messenger RNA from Ectocarpus sp. CCAP 1310/34, 807 nucleotides. NCBI's taxonomy places the organism in Eukaryota, Phaeophyceae, Ectocarpales, Ectocarpaceae. The record is from the annotation of a GenBank genome assembly.